Molecule: messenger RNA, 1603 nt
Organism: Uranotaenia lowii
Lineage: Eukaryota; Metazoa; Arthropoda; Insecta; Diptera; Culicidae
Product: probable cytochrome P450 305a1
Exons: 4
Coding region: 61-1494 (477 amino acids)
Biological process (GO): xenobiotic metabolic process
Cellular component (GO): cytoplasm; intracellular membrane-bounded organelle
Molecular function (GO): oxidoreductase activity, acting on paired donors, with incorporation or reduction of molecular oxygen, reduced flavin or flavoprotein as one donor, and incorporation of one atom of oxygen; heme binding; iron ion binding
Source: RefSeq, a predicted model, not a curated record
CUAGAUGUGUUGUCAAUCAAACUAACGACAUCAGUUACAACUCCAUUUGUUUCAUGUGCAAUGUAUAUUAGUAACUUUCGGAACAAUUCUUUUCCUCCAGGACCACUCGGGCUGCCAUUUGUGGGCAACAGUUUGCUGGUGCGCAAGCUGAGCCAACAGUUUGGCGGACUUCACGGUGUCUACCAGCAGCUGUCGGAGCAGUUCCGGUCCAAGAUGAUUGGGCUGCGGCUGGGCAGUGAACGGGUGGUGGCCAUCCUCGGCUAUCCCUUGGCCAGAGAAGCUCUGACCAAUGAGGAUCUGAACGGGCGGCCGGACAAUUUCUUCACCCGACUUCGAACCAUGGGCCAACGGAUGGGUAUAACAUUUACUGACGGUAGUUAUUGGGAGGAACAUCGGGCUUUUGUAGUGCGUGCACUGAAAGAAGUUGGUUUUGGUCGAAAGCCCAUGGAAUCUUUGAUGCAACAGGAACUUCAUGAAUUGAUUCGAGAGCUACAAGUUACCGAUCAAGCGAUCAAUCCAGGAAAGUUAAUCCAGUUGAGUGUAUUGAAUGUUUUGUGGACUCUGGCUACUGGUAAACGAAUGGAAAAAGAUGACGGACGUCUGCAAAAGUUGUUGGACACCAUGUUGAAGCGUUCCAAGCAGUUCGAUAUCACCGGAGGAAUCUUGAAUCAACUACCGUGGUUAAGAUUCAUCGCACCAAAUCGCACUGGCUACAACCUGCUUAAGGAUUUGUCCAAUCAGCUGAAGGACUUUUUCUCGGAAACAAUCGAAGAGCAUUACGCAACAUACGAUGAAGAGAACUCAUCCGACGAUUUGAUCUACGCUUACAUCCGAGAAAUCAAAGCUCGCAAAGAUGAUCCUAACAGCACAUUCACUGACGCCCAAAUGAUCAUGACCAUACUGGAUCUUUUCAUAGCUGGAUCUCAGACUACAGGUCUUGUCAUAGAGUUGUCUCUACUGAUGAUGGCAAUCAAUCCAGAAAUACAGACAAAAGUUCACGUAGAACUUGACAAUAUGCAAAAUCAGCUCACAUGGUCCAACAGAUCGUCUCUUCCCUAUUCCGAAGCUGUUACAAUGGAAGUCCAGAGAUUCUUCCCGGUGGCAGCCAUCAGUGGACCCCGGAGAGCUACACGAGACAUAAAAAUGGGUGGCUACACUAUUCCCAAGAACACCACCGUUUUUGUUGAUCUGAAAAGUGUCCACAUGGAUCCCGAGUACUGGCAGAAACCGGAAGAGUUCAACCCGGAACGGUUCUUCGAUCAGAACGGCAACCUGGUGCAUUCGGAGCGACUCAUCCCGUACAGUUUGGGCAAGCGCAAGUGUCUCGGGGACACCCUGGCGAAGGCUAGUAUUUUCAGUUUCUUCGUUGGAGUGAUGGAACGUUUCGAAAUAAUGCUGCCGGAGGGGGCAUCGCGAACUGUGGAACUGAUCCCCGGCAUAACUCAUACACCGAAGGACUAUCUGGUGUCUUUCAAGGAAAGGACGCGAGUUUAGUUGUGCUUGGUGUUAUGUACUUAGAAAUUUUUCAGGUUUAUAAAAAAGCUCUUUUGUUUGAAAAAAAAAAAAACGAAUUGUACUGCAAGCAACUCUUGAGUCAAAAUAA